AAACAAAUUCACAAUAUCAAAGUUAACAAAUCAUAACCACUUCAAACACUCCCACUACUAACCUCUCUCACAACUUCCACAUAUAUAUUAUAUACAAAACAUAUAUACAAAUGGCACUUGAAGCACUAAACUCACCGGCAACCACCACAACACCACCAUCCUUCCACUACAAAUUUCCGGCCACAACCACCAUAAUUCAAGAUUCUUGGAACAAAGGCAAACGAUCAAAAAGACCAAGAACCACUACUAGCAAUGAUUCCGACAACUCUCCCCUACCGGAACCACCACACCCCACGGAAGAAGAAUACUUAGCUUUUUGUCUCAUGUUACUAUCCCGCGGCGGCGCCACCACUACCACAACCACCGUGUCACCGCCACUCCCACCACUUGUGUCCCAUAAAUGUAGUGUUUGCAAUAAAGGGUUUUCUUCUUACCAAGCUCUCGGUGGCCAUAAAGCUAGUCACCGGAAAAACACCUCCGACGACCACCACCACCAACCAACCACCUCCGGCACCGCCACAGCUACUACCUCAUUAUCUACUUUGAAGCCUAGUGGUAGGACCCAUGAAUGUUCUAUCUGUCACCGGAUUUUCCCCACCGGCCAAGCACUUGGUGGUCACAAACGACGUCACUACGACGGUAACAGCUCCGGCGCCGGCGGUGUUACAACUUCCGAGAAAACCAGCUCAUCUACACACAGCCAACCUCGUGACUUUGACUUGAACUUGCCUGCGUUUUCGGACUUCCCAUUGGGUUUGACCGUUGACUAUUCAAAGAAAAGUCAACUGUUUAUUGAUGAACAAGAAGUUGAAAGUCCUCAUCCGGCAAAGAAACAACAUUUAUCCGGCGUUGCCACCGUGGCAAAUUAAAUUUAAAUUAGCAACUAUAUAACUACAUUUGUUUUGACUUCUUAUUUUUGUUUUAUUAAUUUUAUUGUAAAGAUAAACAUAUUGUUCUUUUCAUAUUCGAUUAAAUUUAUUCAUUUAAAUAAUGCAAAUGGGAUUUUACUAA
Erigeron canadensis is the source of this 1011-nucleotide messenger RNA. Its product is annotated as zinc finger protein ZAT10-like. The record is from RefSeq and is a predicted model, not a curated record. Bases 111 to 869 code for a protein of 252 amino acids. Gene Ontology annotation, molecular function: DNA-binding transcription factor activity. The transcript has a single exon. NCBI's taxonomy places the organism in Eukaryota, Viridiplantae, Streptophyta, Magnoliopsida, Asterales, Asteraceae.